ACUGUCAUCCUCAAAAAAUCAACUGUCUUCGAUUUCGUAAAUGAACUAACCUCAAUAUUCAAUUUGUUUACAUUUUCUUUAGAUCAGAAACAAAUAUUGGUUUUUUGUUCUACUUUAGAAGUUCCAAAAUAAUCUUACAAGUUUAUUACAUUUUUUAGAUAGGUACUAGUGUAGAUAUCUCAAUUUGAGACCAUUGCAGUUUUACUGAAACAUCAGACAGAAACAGUGUGUAGGCAAAUAUGACACUCCAACAUUUCUUUUACGGAGCAGUAAAACAUGGCAUUUCCAACUGUCUAAGGAUACAAUCACACAUUAGACCAAGCUACACUGUAUUACACCACAAAUACAGUACUUCUGCCAGAAAAUACACAGAACGACAUGAAUGGGUCACUGUAGAUAAUGAUAUAGGUACUGUUGGCAUUAGUAAAUAUGCUCAAGAAUCUCUAGGUGAUGUGGUCUUCGCCCAAUUACCGGAUGCGGGCACAGUAUUGAUAGCUGACGAAGAAUGUGGUGCAUUAGAAAGUGUUAAGGCUGCCAGCGAAAUAUAUUCUCCAGUCACAGGUACAGUGACUGAGAGAAAUAAGGAGGUUGAGAAAAAACCUGCACUUAUUAAUACUUCAUGUUAUGAAAACGGCUGGCUAUUUAAAUUGAGGUUAUCAGACAUGAAAGAGGUUGAUAAACUUAUGACGGAAGAAGAAUAUGAAACAUAUCUGAAGACGGAUGUAGAAAAAGAGACUGAUUCUUAAAUGUUUAUUGCUUUUAAUUUGUUUCUGUUAUGUUUGUUAAUAGUUUUUGUUGUUAAUGAAUGCUAAUGGAAAAUUAUUUUCCACAAAUUAGGAAAUGGAAACUAGUUUCUUUGACUCAAAAUAGUUUAUGUUGUCAUUUGAGAUGAGAGUAUAUUUUUAAGAGAGGAAUAACUUGUUGAGUUUCUUUGUAAGUGAAGAAGUCAUAGCCUCUGCAGAAGACAAGAAGUGAAGAGUAAGAAUAGUUUUAUUAAAUGUGAAUAUAAAUAUUUAUGACAAAUA
Amyelois transitella is the source of this 1025-nucleotide messenger RNA. RefSeq names its product glycine cleavage system H protein, mitochondrial-like. The transcript has 2 exons. Gene Ontology annotation, cellular component: mitochondrion; cytoplasm; glycine cleavage complex. The coding region runs from base 240 to 746 and encodes 168 amino acids. Lineage: Eukaryota; Metazoa; Arthropoda; Insecta; Lepidoptera; Pyralidae. Gene Ontology annotation, biological process: glycine decarboxylation via glycine cleavage system; protein lipoylation. The record is from RefSeq and is a predicted model, not a curated record.